AUGAGCAACAAAAGAAUUACUAUGGUAUGUUACACAGAUGAUGCAGCACUUAUUGCCGAAUCAGAAGAUGAUCUUCAGAGACAGCUCUUUCAGUUCUUUCAAAUAAGCCGCCAACUAAAUAUGAACAUGUCUACCAACAAUACUAAAUGUAUGUCAACAGCAAAAUAUCCUCUCCGAUGUAAGUUAGUUGUUGAGAACAACCCCAUAGAACAGGUGAUGCAAUUCAGAUAUCUGGGCAUAGAUAUAUCAAGCGCCGACGACCCAGUAAAGGACCUGAGGAGUCAGAUCAACAGAGCAUCUGCAUUGUCAAGGGGUCUGAGGGGGAUAGUCUGGUCAAAUCCGUAUAUGGGCCCAGAUAGUAAAAUCAGAAUCUACAAGACUUAA
Messenger RNA from Diabrotica virgifera virgifera (western corn rootworm), 384 nucleotides. RefSeq lists its product as uncharacterized. NCBI's taxonomy places the organism in Eukaryota, Metazoa, Arthropoda, Insecta, Coleoptera, Chrysomelidae. The transcript has a single exon. The record is from RefSeq and is a predicted model, not a curated record. The coding region runs from base 1 to 384 and encodes 127 amino acids.